UAGGCAGCAUUUCCGUAUGACCUCAUCAUUCGUUUAGUUCUGGACUUGUUGCUGGUAAAGUAUUAGAAGUAGUUACAGAGGAAAGUCUUGAGAAGUCGGCGAGUUGAGCUGCAGUGGAGAAAUGUCCAGUGAGCCUCAGCCACCGGGCUCCAGACAGGCGUAUGACGACAUUGAAGAGAACGGUUACCCGAGUGACCAGCAGUCCCUGAGGUUACAACGGGUUUCAUCUCGAGUGUCCAAUCAAAACUAUCCUCAGCACGACUGGAGCUCGACCCCUGCAGAGGAGGAUGACGGGGGCAGCAGUGGACCUCCUCGGGACCUCAAGGCCAUCCCGCUGCCCAUGUCCCUGAAGAGAGCUGUGAGGCAGGUGCAGCAGAUGCAGGUGCCUGUGGUUUCCAGCAGGCAGUCCUGGAGACGGAAAAGAAACAAAUCUCUGCAGAAACUAAAACAGAACGCCAGAGGAUUGCUCGACUUUUUUACACUGUGGAGAAAGUCUUUGCAAAAGAUUGGAGGGAACUUCGGAGGUGGCGUCCAGUCUUACUUCCUGUUCCUGCGGUUCUUGGUGGUGCUCAAUUUUGUUUCCUUUUUACUGAUUGCUGGGUUCGUCCUCAUCCCCAGCAUUGUCUUCAGAUCUGUUGGGACCAGCCUUGUUAACAGCACUGGUGCAGAUAAGUGCAUGGUUUAUGACCCCAAUCCUCAAGGCUUGGUCGUGUUCUAUAAUUACUUCCUGCACUUACUUUCGGGAACGGGUUUCAUGGAGUAUUCAUACCUGUUUUACGGCUACUACAACAACACAAAGGUGGAGGACAGCGACUUCUCCUACAACAUCCCCCUGGCCUACCUCUUCACUGCCGUCUUCUACUUUUUCUUUUGUCUCAUUUGUCUCAUUGCACGGAUGGGGACUGCAGCUCGAGUUGCCGUGGCAACGGGAGGCAGCGCUGUGGGCAACUACAGCAUUAUAGUGUUCACCGGCUGGGACUACGGUUGCCAGGGAGAUCGAGCUACCAAACUGAAGCAGAAGAACGUCCACUACCGGCUGCAGGUGGAUCUGGAAGAGGAGAUAAGAAAGAAGAAGACAGCCGCUCUAACUUUGUGUCAAAAAAUAGUUUUAUACUCUCUACGUGUUAUUAUGUUUUUUGUUUCAUCUGGGCUCAUCGCAGCAGCUUUCUACGGCAUCUUCAUGGCCACCAACUUCAGCCAGAGUAAGAGUGGUGAGGAAGGGAUCUUGGGUCUGAUUUUAGAGUACCUGCCUUCCAUUGCCAUCACCAUUGGAAACUUCGUGGUGCCGCUGCUGUGUGACCAGUUCGCCCUGAUUGAGCGAUACACCCCCAGCACCACUGUCAUCGUGGCGCUCUUAAGGGCAGUGUUCCUCCGUCUCAUGAGUCUGGCUAUCCUUCUCUUCACCCUGUGGCGUCAGAUCACCUGUGAAGGGAACUCAGAGGGUGAACGCUGUAAACUGUGCCAAUACAACUAUGAAGACUACCCGUGCUGGGAAACGCGUAUGGGGCAGGAGAUGUACAAACUCACGCUGUUCGACUUCAUCAUCAACAUCGCCGUGCUCGUCCUGGUGGAGUUUCCACGCAGGAUGGUGGUGGACAACUGGCCCAGUAAGCUGGCUCAGUGGGUGGGUCGACAGGAGUUUGUCGUUUCCGCCAACGUGCUUGGACUGGUUUAUGGUCAGACUGUCGUUUGGACCGGAGCUCUUUUUUGCCCUCUGCUGCCGCUCAUCAACACCAUCAAUUUCAUCCUCCUCUUCUACUUCAAGAAGAUCACACUCUUCUCUAAUUGUCGGCCAGCACUGAAGACGUUUCGCUCCACCACCUCCACCUUCUUUUUCCUGGUGGUGCUCCUGUUUGGCUGGGGCUUGGCCACAGUUGUCAUGGUUUACAGUCUUGCUGAGAUCCGUCCUUCUAUGGGUUGUGGCCCUUUCCGUUUCUUCCCCAACAUGUGGUCGAUUGUUCCGACAUCUUUCGAAAGCCUCUCUAAAAUUCCACAGGACUUUCUCUUCUUCAUCGGUUCCCAGUCGUUCUCCAUCCCCCUGUUUGUGUUAUUUUGUGUGGUGAUGUGGUAUUUCAUAGCCUUGGCAUCUGUUUAUGGGAAAACCGUUGCCCUGCUAAGAGCGCAGCUUAAACUGGAGGGCCGCGACAAGCAGUUCUUGGUGAAGCAGAUUGAGAAUCUGAGUCGAAUUCAGAUACUAAAACACACUGCAGCAGCACAUGAGUGACAGCACAAGGACCAUGUUUCGGUUGUACGACCUUCUAAACAUUAUACAAUUUGAUCAGGUUGUAUGCUCCCUAUAUGUAUAAAGGCAGUGUCAUUGUUAGGUUUUAGAGCAUGUGUUUUCAAUUUGUAUUAAAGAAUGUAAGCCCUAUGAAUUAUUGUUUACUCCACAGGGUUGUAAUUAUUAGAAGAAGAUUAAUAAUUACAAUCAUAUUAUUGCUGUGUUGUUUAUUCUAUACCGGUCACCCUGAGAGCAAAAGGUUCCAGGGUCACAUCUGGUUGAUGAGCAGAGACAGGAACAAGGGUUUGUUUCAUGUCUCCCCACAUACCUCACCCACACCUCCAUCACACACUCAGAGUCAUAAAACUCAUUCUGAUAAGAGACCUCAUCCUGUUUUGUAUAACCACUCCACUUGCUUCAAUCAAAGGACUGUCGGGGGAGAAUUGAGCCAGAGUGUUUUGGAGACGUGCAGGGGCACAGCUCAACUCUCUCCUUGGCAAGCAAGUAAAACUAUGUCAUCUGUGGUCAUUGGAGUGGGUCUGAUAAUUGAACUAGCGGGGCUUUAUCUUUAAGGUAAAAACCCCACAGUCAUAUAAUGCUGGAUGGGGUUUAGAAGAUAAUCCUGCAACAAUAUAAAAAACAUGUAAAGAUGUGGUUCUAGACAGAUCAGACAUAAAUCAGUUUUCUAGGAACAUGUGAACUAAUUGUUAACCAAUAAAUGGUAAAUUAUUAAAUUA
This is a messenger RNA of Pseudoliparis swirei, 2958 nucleotides long. RefSeq names its product transmembrane channel-like 4 (gene tmc4). The transcript is spliced from 16 exons. Gene Ontology annotation, molecular function: mechanosensitive monoatomic ion channel activity. The coding region runs from base 122 to 2224 and encodes 700 amino acids. Gene Ontology annotation, cellular component: plasma membrane. Lineage: Eukaryota; Metazoa; Chordata; Actinopteri; Perciformes; Liparidae. The record is from RefSeq and is a predicted model, not a curated record.